AUUAAAGUUACUCCAGUAGUUUCAAAGACCAUCUGAGCCUGACUUCUCCAAUAUGCAUGGGAGAUUCAAAUUCUCUGGUCAGGCUGUGGUCAUUGUCCAGGGUUCUUGGUAUCUCUUUGAUUGUGGGAUUGGUUGGUGUUUGGAUUUCACUUUUCCAGCAAGUCUCAAGGAUGUUUUCUUUCACCAUUAUUAAUGAGAUGAAAUUCAGAUUUCCUGAGUGCAGCUCAAGUGAAUCACAUUUAUAAUUACAUAGCCUGCCAAAACACAGGCAAUACCAUUAAAAAGCAAGUAUAGCUAGAAAGUAUUCUAACCCAUCCUCUGAAAACA
Molecule: messenger RNA, 327 nt
Organism: Guyanagaster necrorhizus
Lineage: Eukaryota; Fungi; Basidiomycota; Agaricomycetes; Agaricales; Physalacriaceae
Exons: 2
Coding region: 57-245 (62 amino acids)
Source: RefSeq, a predicted model, not a curated record